GGCGGUGGCGCCUCCUCCACUCAGGCGUCUGCGCCCGGGACCCCCCGGCCGCGCGGGGGGACGGACCGACUGACGUACCUCGCGCGCCCCCGCCUCCGUCCCCGCCCCCGCCUCAUCUUCCCCGAGCGCCCGGGGCUCGCGGGCUGAGGCGCUUCUCUCUCUCGCCGCCCCUCGCCGCGGCCCUUUCUCUCGGCAGCACCUCGGAGUCCCUCGUCCCGGUGGCGGCGGCAGCGGGGACCCGAGCAGCGGCGAGCGGCCUCGAGGAUGAAGUGCAAGCCGAACCAGACGCGGACCUACGACCCGGAGGGGUUCAAGAAGCGGGCGGCGUGCCUGUGCUUCCGGAGCGAGCGCGAAGACGAGGUGCUGUUAGUGAGUAGCAGUCGGUACCCGGACCGCUGGAUCGUGCCGGGCGGGGGCAUGGAGCCCGAGGAGGAGCCGGGCGGUGCUGCAGUCCGCGAGGUGUACGAAGAGGCGGGAGUCAAGGGGAAGUUGGGCCGGCUCCUGGGCAUUUUCGAGCAGAACCAAGAUCGCAAGCACAGAACGUACGUGUAUGUACUGACUGUCACUGAGAUUCUGGAGGAUUGGGAAGAUUCGGUUAGCAUUGGGAGGAAGCGAGAGUGGUUCAAAGUCGAAGAUGCGAUCAAGGUUCUCCAGUGCCACAAGCCCGUGCAUGCCGAAUAUCUGCAAAAACUAAAGCUGGGCGGUUCCCCAACCAGUGGAAACUCCAUGGCCCCGUCCCCGCCAGAGAGCGAUCCCUAGUAUGUACCGCUCCUGCACAGACUCUUGCUUUCCACCUACCUGACAGUAAAUAGUGCCCGGAGCGCCCCUGGUGCCGUGUGAGGUCUCACCGGGAGGAGGGAGGCUUCUUUUGUUUUCUUGGCAGACCUCUGAAUCACGCUUGCAAACUGUCUCAGUUGCCAGGCACUGUUUUCAGACAUUUUGCACGUUUUCAGAUGCUUUCAGAAUCGCUUCUUGGUAGCACUGUAACACAUUUCGGAAAGCCAAAGCCACAUGGGAUUUUUUGGUUUGUUUGUUUGUUUGUUUGUUUUUUAUAAAGGUGCCUUAACUGCUGACCCAGUCUUUGGGGGGCGGGUGUGUGUGUGUGUGUGUACACGUGUAUACGUGUUGUGGUUUUGUUUUUUCUUUACAGUUCACACGUGUGUGUGUGUCCGUAUGUGUCUGCGUGUGUCUGUGUGCGUAUGUGCACUUUUGGUACCAGUCUUGUGGGUUUUUUGUAGUGAAGGCCUUUAAAAUCUGAUCACCUUGGUUGUAUGGCAACUUCAUUAAUUUUUUCUCUUAAGUUGUUUUCUCAUUCACAGCAUUAGCUCUUGUCAGCAAGCCCUUCUGUGAUGGGGAUUGGUUUGAAGGACCAGUGUUGAAUUUCAAAGAAGUAUUUAAGAAUUUUUUUUUUUUUGGCUGCGUUGGGUCUUCGUUGCUGCGUGCUGGCUUUCUCUGGUUGCAGCGAGCGGGGGCUACUCUUCGUUGUGGUGCACGGGCUUCUCAUUGCGGUGGCUUCUCUUGUUAUGGAGCAUGGGCUCUAGGCGUGCAGGCUUCAGUAGUUGUGGUACGCAGGCUCAGCAGUUGUGGCUCGUGGGCUCUAGAGCACAGGCUCAGUAGUUAUGUUGCAUGGGCUUAGUUGCUCCGUGGCAUGUGGGAUCUUUCUGGACCAGGGAUCAAACCUGUGUCCCCUGCAUUGGCAGGCGGAUUCUUAACCACUGCACCACCAGGGAAAUUUUACAUCAUGUGCUCUUUCCACACUGAACAAUAAUUUUAUCUUCAGAUAUGUGAUCUAAUUUGCCCUUUUCAGAAACUGCUUAAUUCAUAUGUGGAUAAUUCGAUUUUCAGAACAUUUUCACAACUGGUAGUUUUUUACUUCUUACUUGAAAUAGCCAUUUCCCAUUUAGCCCAAAUGUAGCUUAGCAAAAUAUUAUUUUAUAGAGUAAUCGCCCUCUCAGGAAGGUAUUGUUAUGUACAUAUCCUAAUAUGUACAUAUUAUGAAAACUGUAUUCCGAGUGUGAUUUAGCAUGCUUGAGUUCCAACUCCCAUUGCUCCUGUCUCAGUACCCUAGAACAACAUUCUCUCAAUACAAAUUAGUCUUUGAAUGAAAGUCCGCAUAUUUGAAUUUGUGAUAGUCCACUUAAACUUGUCUGAAUACCAGUAGCCAAAGGACUAGAAUAGUAUAUGGUAAUUACAUCCCAGUUGAGUGAGUUAGCUUUCUUGAUAUUCAGCUGCUACAGACUUCUCAAAAUGUUAGGACGCCUGGCCGAUCUCUCCUAAAGAUUUAGGAUAAAGGUUUUGUGUCACAUGACAGACUUUUUUGGGCGCCAAGUUAAAAGCGCUUAUGUUUGCUUCAGUACUUGCUUGAAAUUAGGGAUCCUAUCUAAAGUGCUUAGGUUUCUUUUGGACUACCUUUAUUCCCCUAGCCAUAGUAAGUAGGUAGAGUAAAGCCUACUUCAUGAAGUGGAUAUUGGCACUUAGAAAGAUCAUUUUUAAUUUCUAGGGCAACCUAGAAUGUGUCAUAUUUCUUAAUCAUUAUUGAUAGAUAUUUUGUGUCAGUCAACUAACUUUUGGGGGGGUCACUGUUAAUGCACUCUGUAUUAAGAAAUUUUGAAAGUUUAGAAACUUGGAAUUCUUGAUCUUUUCUCAAGAAGGUUGAGGAAAUGCCUACUUUGUGAAAAGAGUAUGGGUGGGGGAUGUCUUUCUAUAUAUAACACUUAACAUCUUAAAAAUAUUCUACAGAUCAAUAAUAAUAUAAGUGGAUAAUAACUGUAAUUUAAACACAUUUUUAUUCUAUAAAUUAACCUUUUAUAAAGAACACAAUCACUGGUAGAAUUGAAUAUCACUACGUUUUCUUUUUCAACUUCGGUGCCAAUUUUUAAAAUAAGGUCUUUGCUAUAUAGAAAUAUGUCUAAAUAAAGUACGUAUUGUAAUUGAUAAAACUAAUGUUGCCAAAGGAAUGAGUAGAGAAUGAACAGAUUUUAAAAACCAAUUAUUAUUUCAUAUUCAAAAUUAUGUAGAAUUAUCAAAUAUGUGUUUCAAAAAUAUGUUUUUGUACAGAAAGAUAUUUUAUUUUUUAAACAAACUUUCUAAAUCCCACAAGUUGACGUUUCCUAUUCUAACAAUCCAAAUCAAUGAAUGAUAUUCUCAGUAACCUGAAAUUUUUCAAAGUAUACAGUAACAGCAGUGAAAUUGGAUUAUUGUUUUAUGACCAUUUCAUAUAUAAUACUGCCUCCAUCUAAAAUGUUGCUACAAGCACCUGGGAGGUUUAACUUGUACAUGGCAUCCUUAGAGAUAAUAAUGCACCAUCUUGUUUUGACUUUUCAACUCGUAUUUGACAAAUGUGAAAAGUACAGUGUUGAUGUUAAUCAACUCUUGUUAGCCUGCAGAUAUUUGCCGUAUUUAAUUCUGAAAGAUUUGUACUGAGUUCUAUCACUUGCUAGGAUUAUCUUCAGUUCCCAGUUAUCUUCAAUUUAUGCAAUCUGUAAGACUCCUUUCAUUUCUAAAUUGCAAAAGAACAUUUUACAGUUAUCACACUUUAAGCUUUCAAAUUCACAUGGGCAGGUCUUGUUAUGCUUUUGGAGUUCAGUCAAGAAAAAGUUAAAUGAAAGAACCUAAAAAGUCUUUCAUUUUAAAAGAGAAAUCCAAAGAAUUCAGCUUAAAACAGUUGACACAGAGGUAACAAACCAAAUGGUAUCUAGUUAACCUCCAUCCUCCAAGAACUUGAUCCAUCAACAGUUGGAAUUUUCUUCCUACAGUCAUUACAUAGCACCCAUGCAUUAUUUAUAAGAUUAUUACACUAAAAAUGUACAGAUGAAUCUUUCAAUUCAUUCUCUCCAGAAAGGAAAUAGUGCAUUGAUCAAAGAUAAUUAAGACUUUCAGACAUGAGGUAGAAAUUUGUUUCCAGCAUAUUUUUUAAAGACUAGGUUUUUUCCCCCAAACUGGGCAAGUGCCUUAACAAAAGUUUUAAGAAGACAUGUUGGAGUAAAGGUAAUAUUGAUAUGUUUGAUAUAUCGUUUCCCUGGAUGCCCAAUAUAUUAUAUUUUCUAAGAAACCUGUUUUGCUGAUCAGAUCACUGUUGAAAGAAGUAACUCUGAAAGGGAUGGGGGUGGCUAUAAAUAUUUUGAAUUCUGUUGUAUGGUUUAAUUUUAAAAGAACUGUAAAUAUUUCAACAUUUUUGUGUUUAGAAACAUCAAAUAAAUAUUGGUGUAUGUGUGCUUGCACACGGGCUCACACACGUGUAAGCAACAGGAAUAGGCAGCUUCUAAAGUACUAGCAACAUUAGAGGGCCCUUCUGGGACAGAUGGGUAAGGGGUUCUGAAGCUGGAGCUGCUCCUCCCACUUCCCUUUAGGUGGAAGAAAGAGCAAUUCCUCCAUCAAUAGUUGUUAACUGGGAAAAGGAAGGUGAAAAUGCUGCUUUCAACCUAUAGUACUAACAACUGGCCAGAGUUCUCUUUUUCAGGGUUCCUUUUGUGGAAGCACCAAGCAAAACAGGAAAUAUUUUCAGCAUUGUUCUAGUAUUGUAAUCAUCUUUCUGAAUGACUGUUUGGCCUGUUAGACUAUGAACUCUUUGAGGACUAGGACUCAGCCUGCCCAUAUCCUCAGAGCCUAGAACAGUGGCUAAAAUUUGGAGACAUCUGUCAUUGAUCCACAGAUUAUAAAUGUCUACUACUAGUGUUUUCUAUAACACUGUAAUACUAGUGUAUUGAUUUCUUAGCUUUAUAUUUUAACUAGGACAAUCUGUUAUUCCUCAGGCUCUCAUGUGGCCUUAUAGUGGAACUGCAUUAGAUAAUUCACUGAAGGCUUUUCCAAUACAAAGUGGUUGAUGAACCAUAAUUCAGUAAAUAUUUGUUGACUAGAGGAAUUGAUGAACCAAUAAAACUAUUAAUGAGAUAUUUUU
Molecule: messenger RNA, 4897 nt
Organism: Orcinus orca (killer whale)
Lineage: Eukaryota; Metazoa; Chordata; Mammalia; Artiodactyla; Delphinidae
Product: diphosphoinositol polyphosphate phosphohydrolase 3-beta
Exons: 1
Coding region: 265-759 (164 amino acids)
Biological process (GO): diphosphoinositol polyphosphate metabolic process; diadenosine pentaphosphate catabolic process; diadenosine hexaphosphate catabolic process
Cellular component (GO): nucleus; cytoplasm
Molecular function (GO): diphosphoinositol-polyphosphate diphosphatase activity; bis(5'-adenosyl)-pentaphosphatase activity; bis(5'-adenosyl)-hexaphosphatase activity
Source: RefSeq, a predicted model, not a curated record